GUAACUCUAUAUCGAUAUAAAUAUGUAUCGAUAGUUUGAUAUAUUAUCAACAACCCUACUGAAUACAUUUUUUUUCCGCAAAGUUUGUCAUUGUCCAGGUAGUCCAGGUAAUGCUUUGUCGAAAAAAUAACGAGCAGUAAAGAACCGCCGUGGUUCCAGUGCCUAACGCGACGCCGAAUGCUGCAGGAAUUGCUACGAAUAAAGGCGAAAGUUGCAUAACACGUCGCCUGGUCGUCGCGGUCGCAAUUUCCAGAAAACCACGCACGCACACAAACACACGCGCACGCGAGCGGAAAGUGAAGUGUGAAAAGCGUGGAAUUCUCCAACAACCAGCCGAUGUGAAGCCCCUGCAGCCCAGCAUUUAGCUACAGGACAACGAAUGUGCAUUCCGUGUGCGGCGUAGCCAAUGUGCUGUGAUCCCCCCAAAAAAUCCCGUCCGCACCCCGCAUCCAAAAUCCGCAUCCCACACACACACACACACAUACAAACACAACCACAACCACAACCGUCGCCGUCGCCGCUCACCAAUACAACCACAAUAGCAGUACGGCCCACAAAGAGCUCUCCGCUCCGUACGCUGCUUCCUCUUUGUACAGUUCCUACGACAAGCAAGCAGCAGUGAAGCAGCUGAAUCAGCAGCCUUCCGCGGAUUUUUGAGGCGCAGUAAACAAGAGGCUUGCAUGUGAACCAAAAAUCAGGAAAACCUAACCCACAACAGCCCAGCAGCCCACCCAACAGACGAGCCUCAUGGCCACGCCAAUGUCCGUUGCCUCGGCUCCCGGGUUGGGGGCGGGCGGCAACAGUGGCAGCAGCAGCAGUACUGGCAGCGGCAGCUCCUCAGGUGCUAGCACAUCAUCCGGUGCCUCCACCGCCGUCACCGCCUCGUCCGGUAGCAACAACAACAACAACAACCUGCCGUUCGAAAAGGAUAAAAUCUGGUACUUCAGUAACGAGCAGUUGGUGAACUCUCCAAGCAGAAGAUGCGGAAUUAAGAGCGACGAUGAACUGCAAUACCGCCAGAUGACCGCCUAUCUGAUCCAGGAGAUGGGACAACGACUGCAAGUGUCACAGCUGUGCAUCAAUACGGCGAUCGUGUAUAUGCAUCGGUUCUAUGCAUUUCACUCAUUCACCCAAUUCCAUCGGAACUCAAUGGCAUCCGCCAGCCUGUUUCUAGCUGCGAAGGUGGAGGAGCAACCCAGGAAGCUGGAGCAUGUGAUUCGGGCAGCCAACAAGUGCCUGCCGCCAUCAACCGAACAGAACUAUGCUGAUCUCGCCCAGGAGCUGGUAUUCAAUGAGAAUGUAUUGCUGCAGACGCUCGGAUUUGAUGUGGCCAUCGACCAUCCGCACACGCACGUGGUGCGCACCUGCCAGCUGGUCAAAGCAUGCAAGGAUCUGGCGCAGACCUCGUACUUCUUGGCCUCGAACAGCCUGCAUCUGACCUCGAUGUGCCUCCAGUACCGACCCACUGUGGUGGCCUGCUUUUGCAUUUAUUUGGCCUGCAAGUGGUCCCGCUGGGAGAUCCCCCAAUCGACCGAGGGCAAGCACUGGUUCUACUAUGUCGAUAAGAGCGUCUCCCUGGACCUCCUGAAGCAGCUAACGGACGAGUUCAUUGCCAUCUACGAGAAGAGUCCCGCCCGCCUCAAGUCCAAGCUAAACUCCAUUAAGGCCAUCGCCCAGGGUGCCAGCAAUCGUACUGCCGCCAACAAGGACAACAAGCCCAAGGAGGACUGGAAGAUGAGCGAGAUGAUCAAGGGAUACCAUUCGAACAUCACCCCACCGCCAGAGCUACUAAAUGGCAACGAUAACCGGGAACGGGAACGAGACCGGGAUCGGGACAGGGAGCGGGAGCGAGAGCGUGAGAGGGCGGAUCCGUCGCUGUUGCCGCCGCCGUCGAUGGUGCCGCAGCAACGGCGUCCGGAUGGCAGCCACCAGCGGUCGUCCGGUGUGAGCGGAGUGCCGGGUAGCGGCUCCUCCUCGUCAUCCUCCUCGUCGUCCUCCAAUCACAAGUUGCCAAACUAUCCGGGCGGCAUGCCGUCCGAGGCGCAUCCAGAUUACAAGUCCAAGCAGCCGGGCUACAGCAAUCGCAUGCCCUCCAGUCACCAGCGCAGCAGUAGCAGUAGUAUGGGCUCGUCGGGCAGUAGCGGCAGUGGCCAGCGAAGCAGUUCAUCCUCGUCGUCGGGCAGUCAGCCAGGACGUCCGUCGAUGCCAGUUGACUAUCACAAAUCGUCACGCGGCAUGCCGCCGGUGGGCGUGGGUAUUCCUCCACCCCAUGGCAGUCAUAAAAUGCCGCCAGGCUCCAAGCCACCAUUGCCGUCGCACCAACAACAGCCACCGCCAACACAUCCUUCCGCCUCGAGCUCGUCAGUGUCCUCCAAGGAUAAGUCGCAGAGCAGUAAGAUGUACCCAAAUGCUCCGCCCCCGUACAGUAGUAGUGCUCCCCCGAAUCCGUCAAUGUCGCGCGGUGGCUAUCCGGGUUCUAGUAACGGAUCCCAGCCAGCACCAUCGGCCGGCUAUGGCGGCCAUCGCAGCAAAUCCGGCUCCACCGUCCACGGCAUGCCGCCCUUUGAGCAGCAGAUGCCCUAUUCCCAGAGCCAAAGCUACGGCCACAUGCAGCAGCAGCAGCAGGCGCAGCAGUCACAGCUUCCGGCGCUUGAUGCGCCUGCCCCGCAGUCGGCACAAUCGCAGUCUAAGAUGUCGCUGUUUAGUCCCGAGUGGUCCGACAUGAAGAAGGAGCCGCUGGCCCAGCCGCCGCCCUUCAACGGACUGCUGCCGCCGCCGGUGCCGCAGGGCCAUGACUACAAGCUGAACAAUCAUCCCCGCGACAAGGAGAGCCCCAAGAAGGAGCGUCUCACGCCCACCAAGAAGGAUAAGCACCGUCCGACUGGCAUGCCCCUGGGAAGCAGCAGCAGCAGCAGCUCCAGCAGUAGUGGCAUCGGUAGCAGUAGUUCCUCCGCUUCUGGAUCGGCCAAGCCAAUGAUGCCGCCUCACAAGAAGCCCCUGCCACAUGGCAGCGACCUGCUGGGUAAUGCCGGUGGCGACGGUGGCAGCUUGAAGCGAGCCAACGACAUCUCCGGCAGCCAGUAUGGUCUGAACAAGCUGGACGACAUGGAUGGCAGUUUGCCGCGCGAGAAGCUGCGCAAGCUGGACAACAGCACUGGCCUGCCCACAUACCCGAGCUACGAGGAGAAACACCCGCCUUUGAACAUGUCCAAUGGGAUCGAGACCACACCGGAUCUGGUGCGCAGCCUGCUGAAGGAGAGCCUCUGUCCGUCGAAUGCCUCGCUCCUGAAACCAGACCCCCUGACCAUGCCGGGUCUGAAGCCACCGGCAGAGCUUCUAGAGCCCAUGCCAACGCUGAAAAAGGAACCGGGCAUUAUUACUCCGCUGAGCAGUGCCGUGCCAAUGGAACUGGAGCUGGGCACGACGAAACUGGCCGGUGACAUGAAGGACGAAACCGGCAGCACCAAGUCCGAGAAGAAGAAAAAGAAGGACAAGCACAAGCACAAGGAGAAGGAUAAGUCGAAGGACAAGUCUGAGAAGGAGGAGCGCAAGAAGCACAAGAAGGAUAAGCAGAAGGAGCGGAGCAGCAGUGCUGGCGGCAGUGGUGGCAGCAAGGAAGGUUCUCUGGCCAACGAACCCCUGAAGCUCACCAUCAAGAAUCCUAAUCCCAAUCCCAACGGAGGUCUGAAGCUGAAGAUCAAGGUGGAGUCCAGUAACUACUCGACGGCUACAGGUAUGCCUGGUGCCGCAGGCUUCGGAGCGCCAUCGGCUACGGCUACUACAUCGUCGUCUGCAGCCGGGGGAGUGGCUCCUCCCCAGGCUAUGGUUCCAGCCUACAAUGCCGCUGGUGGUGGCUAUAGCUCAUCCGGUGGCAGUAGCUCCGGCGGUAGCAGCAAGAAGAAGCACAGCGAUCGAGACCGCAGCGAAAAGGAGAGCAAGAAGAGCAAGUCGCAGAGUCAGGGACAGGAUUAUGCGAAAUACAAUGGAGUUGGCGGCGGAGGAGGUGGAGGAGGAUUCGCUCCCCUCGGUGGUGCUGGCGCCGCAGUGAGCAUGGGUGCUCCACUGGUCACCGCAGCCCCACCAGCUCUACUGAUGGCGCCGGCCAGCACUGCUGCUCCACCGGGCGGACUGGCCCCGCCCCCGUUGCCCGUUUACAGCAAGAAGUAACACGGUGGAGUGGAGUAGGACGGUUGGACCUUUUGAUAUGUGUAUAGAAUAUAGAUACCUAGAAGCUCUGUAAGUCGAUGGUAGGCUAGUUGUUAGGAUUGUUGGUGAGAUGCAUUAGUCGGCUAAGUUAUUGAUUCAUUUUAGUUAAGCGCAAAGCUACAGAUAUAAGAUACAGAUACAGAGAGAGACAGACCGGAAGGUGGCAGAGAAUGUGAAUGAUAAUCGCAAAUCGCAAAUGCAAAUGCGCAAAGCAAAAUGGCAACCGGAAACGGAAAUGCAAAACUCAAAAAGCGAAACAAUUUGUACAGCAUUAAUUAAUUUAUAAUUAUAAAACAUAAAACAUAAACUAUAAACAUUUAACAUGCAUACAAACAUACGUACAUAACAAGAAUACAUACAUCAAUACGAAAUAUUUGGCAAACAGAAUCAGAGAUCCUGGCAAGCAUCAAUCGCAGAUAGCAGAUAGCAGAUAGCAGCUAUGGCCGUGUAGCAUUUAAGUUAGCAAAUCAACUACCCAUGAAUGAUACACACACAUAUACACCCCCCCAUACACACAAACUAUGCUGUAUAUACACGAACACGACACACACAUUCACACACAGAUAAUAUAUAUAUAGGGAUAUAGAGAACCGACUUCCGCUUAGCAAAAUCCACUAUGAGAACGGCCCCCCCAUCUAAAGCAGCAUAAGGACUCUGAAUAAUCACAGGAUAAUCCACAGACUAAGCUGAAG
Drosophila ananassae is the source of this 4898-nucleotide messenger RNA. RefSeq names its product cyclin-T (gene CycT). Gene Ontology annotation, cellular component: cyclin/CDK positive transcription elongation factor complex; nucleus. Lineage: Eukaryota; Metazoa; Arthropoda; Insecta; Diptera; Drosophilidae. The record is from RefSeq and is a predicted model, not a curated record. The coding region runs from base 748 to 4167 and encodes 1139 amino acids. Gene Ontology annotation, molecular function: cyclin-dependent protein serine/threonine kinase activator activity. The transcript is spliced from 4 exons. Gene Ontology annotation, biological process: regulation of transcription by RNA polymerase II; positive regulation of DNA-templated transcription, elongation.